GGCAGCAGGAGCUACACACUUCAAAUUUUUUUUUUUUCCCGAGAACCUUAAAUUACAGCCUUAACCACCAUAAACAUUUAGGAGUUUUACGGUUCGCUGUACUUUUGUGUAUAGACUUAGAGAUAUGUAGAUUAUGUGUUACUGCGCUUUUCCUGCCAAACGCACACACUUUCCAGAAGGGAAAACGGAGAAAUAAAUAAAAAACAAAAACAAAACAACAAAAAAGUUCGCAGACCAAUUUUUGGAGUUUAAAGUAAAGAGGCUAGCAUUCUCUGCAUCAAGCAUCUGCGUACGGGCGAGAAGGACGUCUGCGAAGAGAGGACAGAAAAGUUUCACAACAACGAGUAUCCUGUCUUAAUGAUGCUCUGAGGAAUGCCCAGUUGUCAUGGAACCCCAAUUCCAGACCAGUUCUUCAACAGAGAAGAGAAUGGAGAACGUUGUAGGCACCAAUAGUGCACCCACUCGUACAGACAUCAGUGAGAAGGCUGUGGCCUCCAGCACUACAUCCAAUGAGGAUGACAGUUCAGGUUCACCAUAUCACCUCGAGAGGCGAAACACCAUUAGUGCGCAGACUGAUGUUGUGAACACAUCAGGAAAAGUCAGUGAAGAGCCAUCCACCUCUACAGACGAACGUCCUCCACUGGUGAAGAAAGAACUUCAGAGCUCUCUGCACCGCUUGGCAGACCACACCCUGCCCUAUCGUGGAACACUGUUUGCCAUGGACCCUCGUUCUGGAUAUCUGGACCCUCACUAUACUGCACCACAGUUCUUUCCUGCUUUUCAUCAUCCAGUACCAAUUGAUGAUAGACACACACAAGGCCGAUACAUUUACGAACCCUCGCCAGUACCAUCACUACACAUGCCUCCUGCACUGGCAGCAAGCCCGACAUUUUCUGAUAUCUCCCUCAUCCGGAUCUCACCGCACCGGAACCCUUCAAUGGGGACAGACUCACCCUUUAACCCUUCACAUCCUUACAUUAACCCCUACAUGGACUACAUACGCUCCUUGCACAGCAGUCCCUCUUUGUCCAUGGUUUCUGCAGCCAGAGGCCUUAGUCCUGCAGAUACACAUCACACUGGUUUAACCACAGCAGAGUACUACCACCAAAUGGCCCUGCUUGCUGGUCACCGCAGUCCCUACGCUGACCUCAUUCCCUCAGUGGGGUCCACAACAGGGCCUGCAAGCAGUGCCCUGCAUAUGGAGUACCUGCAGGCUAUGGAAAGUUCGAGAUUUCCUAGUCCUAGGCUGAUAAACCGGCCCAGCAGGAAAAGACCCAUCCCCAACUCCCCUUCCUUGUCUGACCCCAGUUUUGACUUACAGGCCAUGAUUCGCACCUCUCCCAACUCUUUAGUCACUAUCCUUAAUAAUUCUCGCUCUAGCUCAUCUAACAGUGGAUCUUAUGGGCACCUAUCUGCUGGAACUAUCAGUCCUGCUUUGAGUUUUGCAUAUCCUCCAACACCUGUAGCACUGCAGAUGCAUCAGCAGCUAAUCAGUCGACAACCAGGCAUCGUAGGAUCUGCAUUUGGACACAGUCCACCACUCAUGCACUCAGCACCUGCUUUUUCAACCCAGAGACCUGUUCCUGCCAUCCAAACCUCCAGCCUGGCACCAACAGAACGUUCAAUAGUCUCCAAUGACUCACAGAGUAAACCCACAAGUGAGUCGGCUGUGAGCAGCACAGGGGACCCCAUGAACCAUAAAAGGUCCAAACUCAAACCUGAAGAAGAACCACCCAGCCCCAGAGCCGUUAGCAUGCAGGAGCAAAUGAAUGGAAUGACUCUGGUGAAGGAAGAGGGCGAUAAAGAGGAGGGCAAGCAGGAGCCAGAGGUUGUGUAUGAGACUAAUUGUCACUGGGAUGGUUGCUGCAGAGAGUUUGACACCCAAGAGCAGCUUGUGCAUCACAUAAAUAAUGACCAUAUUCAUGGAGAAAAAAAGGAAUUUGUGUGUCGCUGGGAGGAAUGUUCAAGAGAACAGAAACCCUUUAAGGCCCAGUAUAUGCUGGUGGUGCACAUGCGCAGACACACAGGAGAGAAGCCUCAUAAAUGCACGUUUGAAGGCUGUUCAAAGGCAUAUUCCAGAUUAGAGAACCUGAAAACACAUUUGCGUUCACACACAGGAGAGAAGCCAUAUGUGUGUGAACAUGAAGGCUGCAACAAAGCCUUUUCGAAUGCAUCAGACCGAGCCAAACACCAGAAUCGGACACACUCUAAUGAGAAACCCUAUGUGUGUAAAAUUCCUGGCUGCACUAAGCGGUACACUGACCCAAGCUCCUUAAGGAAACAUGUUAAAACUGUACAUGGUCCUGAAGCCCAUGUCACCAAAAAACAACGUGGGGAGACAUACCCACGACCCCCACCUCAGCCACGAGAACCUGGAGCAACCACUGACCAAAAGGAGUAUACCCAUGCUACCUCAAAACAGGAUGAAUGUCUGCAAGUCAAGUCAAUCAAAACAGAAAAGCCCAUGACGUCUCAGUCAAGCCCUGGCAGUCAGUCUUCAUGCAGCAGUGACCAGUCCAUCAACGGCCCCCAUGUCAGCCAGGGAGUCCAGCUUACUGUGAACAGUAUUGGGCUUGCGGGGGAGGUGGCAAUGCUUGAGGACAUGGAAAAUGAAGAGGAGGAUGAGGAGAACAGAGAAAGAGAGAAGGAGGAUGCCCCCAUUAUGGACUCUACAGUAUCCACAGCAACAUCCUCUGCGGCAACAAUAGUUUUGCAGACUCAUCGAAGUGUUGGACGGCCCCUACGCUGGAUGGAGCAUGUUAAGAUGGAGAGGUUAAGGCAGGUGAAUGGAGCUGUGCCUAGGCUAGGAUUCCUGCCUCCAACACCGCCCCCUAAAGGCCAGGCCAUGCCUGCCCUCACAGGAAAGGGUCAAUGCCUUGGGAGGAGUACUUCUGUGAGGGUGCCUCCAUGCCCUGAGCCGUCCAACACAGAGCUGACAAUUCUGAGUUUGCUGCAUGAACGACGGGACAGUAGUGGCAGCAACACUAGCUCAGCUUACCUGAGCAGCAGCCGUCGCUCAUCUGGCAUCUCCCCCUGCUUUUCCAGUCGCUGUUCUAGCCAGGCUUCACUGUCAGAGUACAGCCCCCAUCGACAUAUCCAUAAUCUCAGUGCAACUGAUUCUUAUGACCCUAUUUCCACUGAUGCCUCUCGACGCUCCAGUGAAGCCAGCCAGUAUGAUGGAGGAAGUUCAAGUGCAGUGGUGUUUGGUGGAAGUGGAGUUUUCAAGGGCAGUGGUAUGGGAUCAAGAGGGGAUCUGAACCUCACUCCAGCUCAACACUAUAGCCUAAAGGCCAAGUAUGCAGCAGCAACAGGUGGACCGCCUCCCACACCCUUGCCCAGUAUGGGGCAUAUAAACCUAAAGAGUCACUUUGCUUUAAAGGAAGACAGAAAGGACACUGGCCAGCUUACACUACCACCACUGGUCAGGUCACGUCGCUGUAGUGAUGGUGCACACAACUCGCAUGACAGUCAAGCCGUGUAUCAACGAAAGGGAACAUACUUUGGUGGUGGUCCAGGGAAAAAUGAUCGAAGAGCUAGUGAUCCUACACAUCACAAACAAAAUCUUAGUUCUUAUGGCUUGCCACAAGUACGACAUUUCAGUAGUUUAAACAAUAUGACUUCAUCACCCAAUCCUGCUAGUUAUGGUUACUUAAACAGAGAAGAUCACAGUCUGAACCUACAGAAUUCCACCUGUCACGUAGAUAGCUUUCAGAGUGGUCUGCACUCCCCUUGUCCUCCUAGCAUCAUGGAGCAAUCAGCACUUGAGAACAUUUCCAUAAACCAGGAUGGUCUUUUGUUACGUGUCAAUGAAAACAUCCAGUCUGACUUCAUGCAGUAUCUCCAUUCCCAAGAUCAGGAAUCAAUAAUUAACCAAGACAACCAUAGGCCUAUUUUCAAUCCCGCAAAUGACCAGAACUUCCUCAGUCCACAGCAGCACCAAGAGGGAGUAGAGCAAGAAGACACUAGUAUUGAUCUGAUGCCUAUCCAGUCGAAUGAAGUGAGCUCUGGUAGUGCCGAUGUUACCAUUCCAAGGCAGCCGUUUCAGAGGUGUGGCAGAUGGUCAGACCAGAGUGGCUCAGUAAGCAACGCCUUUGGUCGAUUUGGAAACAUGGUUGUACAACAGCAGCCUAUAGAUUUUAUUGAUCAGCACUCAGCUCUUCAACACAUGGGAGGUAUAAGCUAUGGGUGCAGAAAUUCAGAGCAGCAUCUACAAGUAGCAAAACCAGCCCAAGAGAAGUCCAGGAUGAAAACAGGCAUUAAGACUGAGUCUUCCUCAACCUUCCAACUGGAAUCCAAACACAGCAACUUUGGUCGACCAGACUUCUCUCAUAUCUUUUCGGCCCCCAUUCAUCAAAAAUGUUCCCAGCAUACAGUUGUAUCCCAAUCUUAUCCCCAACAAAAUCAAAUUACAAAUCAAGAUAGCAGCAACCUCUUUUUGCAAAGACCAGGUAACUGCAGCUUACUCUUGGCUUACCGGCCUCAGCCAGCUGUCAACACUUCCUACUCCACUAGGCAGGAUAUUAACAGCCAUAAUGUACAAUCAUGCCAUCCACAAAGCUUGAACAAUAGACUAGGCACAAAUUGUUCCCCUUCAAAUCAGGUUUCCGUUGUGAAGCUUGAUCAAGUUAAUCACCUUCAAAUCAACUCUUGCUCAUCAAUUCAGCAACAAACACCUGUGUUUAUUGAUAAGUGUUUUGACCUAGAAAAGUCCAAGCUCUCUCACGCCAUAGUACAGUCAUGUCUAAUGGAAUCAUUGAUGGCAGAGAAAGAAAGAACUUCCAAAGUUCUUCUGUCAUCUGGGGUUGGUCAGGUGACUAGCACAGUAGAAAGAAGCCCAGCUGAAAAAGUUGGUUUAGGAAUUUGUUCCAUUGGUGAUGAUAGUUAUGAUCAGGGCAGUGUAGUGUCUUCCUCUCAACUCAGUAAUUCUCAUGAUUCCUUUGCAUUUCACAGUGUGAAUCCAGGCACUAACAACAUGGCUAUUAGUGACAUGAGCUCCCUCCUCACCACCCUCGCAGAAGAGAGUAAAUUUCUGGCAAUCAUCCAAUAGUUUGUGAACUCCCCCACCAAAAAAAAAAAAAAAA
This is a messenger RNA of Danio rerio (zebrafish), 5081 nucleotides long. RefSeq names its product GLI family zinc finger 3 (gene gli3). Gene Ontology annotation, molecular function: RNA polymerase II transcription regulatory region sequence-specific DNA binding. Gene Ontology annotation, cellular component: cilium; cytoplasm; nucleus. The record is from RefSeq and is marked provisional. Gene Ontology annotation, biological process: regulation of gene expression. Lineage: Eukaryota; Metazoa; Chordata; Actinopteri; Cypriniformes; Danionidae.